Molecule: messenger RNA, 645 nt
Organism: Argiope bruennichi
Lineage: Eukaryota; Metazoa; Arthropoda; Arachnida; Araneae; Araneidae
Product: homeobox protein HMX3-like
Exons: 1
Coding region: 1-582 (193 amino acids)
Biological process (GO): regulation of transcription by RNA polymerase II
Cellular component (GO): nucleus
Molecular function (GO): DNA-binding transcription factor activity, RNA polymerase II-specific; RNA polymerase II transcription regulatory region sequence-specific DNA binding
Source: RefSeq, a predicted model, not a curated record
AUGUGCCAGGCAGCGAGCAGCUCCCCGCCCGCUGACGAUUUCCUGAACAGCGACAGCCGUGCAUCGAGCCCGCUCUCUUCGAGUGCAGUCACCGACGACAAUCCUCCGGCGCACGGCUCCGGUGGAGGGACGGCCAGCUGCGGCGGCAAUUCUGGCGGCGACAGCGACGCCAAGAAAGGCAAGAACAACCGGCGGAAGAAAAAAACGCGCACAGUCUUUACUCGCAGCCAAGUGUUCCAGCUUGAGUCCACUUUCGACAUGAAACGUUACCUAUCCAGCUCGGAACGGGCCGGCCUAGCCGCUUCCUUGCACUUGACUGAGACACAAGUGAAAAUCUGGUUCCAAAACCGACGUAACAAGUGGAAACGGCAACUAGCAGCUGAGCUGGAAGCUGCUAACAUGGCCCACGCUCAGCGAAUGGUGAGGGUUCCAAUCCUUUACCAUGACACUGGUUCCUCGUCAGUGACGGCCACCGAAAACUCAUCACUCAGCGUUGCGACAUAUCCGUCACUAUACUAUCACCACGCCUCCUUUGCCAACAGCCAGAGUGGGGGACGGGCCCCUCUCUCCAGUUUGGUGUGAUGACAACACUUUUCAUCGGAACUACUCCUUCUCUUCGUUAUCUUCCGUCAAAAGAUAACUUUG